Messenger RNA from Arachis duranensis, 1078 nucleotides. Its product is annotated as protein DEFECTIVE IN MERISTEM SILENCING 3-like. The record is from RefSeq and is a predicted model, not a curated record. Bases 234 to 902 code for a protein of 222 amino acids. Lineage: Eukaryota; Viridiplantae; Streptophyta; Magnoliopsida; Fabales; Fabaceae. The transcript has 4 exons.
GUCCAUCUAAUACCGAGGACGAUACAACACCAUCUAUUACCGAGGACGAUACAACAGAACAAAUAUUGAAGAAAGAGAAUUCAGCUGCUGGCAUAUUCUGUUGGCUGAAAGCCAAUGCUCAGACAUCGAAUUUGGCUUUGGAAAAAGAUGCUGUGGGAGUUGUGGCAACCCUUGCCAAGGUUGAGAGCGAUGAACUUAGCAGGAUUCUCUCUGAGUAUUUGGGAUUGGAGACCAUGCUUGCAAUUGUCUGCAGUACUAAUGAAGGUGUUAAUGCAUUAGAGAAGUACAACCCUGAAGGCACAAUAAACUGUAAUGCAGGCUUGCAUGGAAUUGGAUCUUCAAUUAAAAAGAAUGUAAAUGGCCGAUUUGCUGUCAUAUGUCUUGAAUCUUUCAGACCAUAUGUUGAAGGUUUUGUAGCCAAUGAUCCACAAAAGAAGUUGGCUAUUCCGAAGCCAAGAUUUCCAAACGAGGAGUGCCCGGCUGUGUUCAUUGAUUAUGCAGUGAACAUGCUCUAUUUAGAGUCCAAUAAUUUAUCUUUUGUUACUUCUAGUGGUCACGGUCUUAGAGAGACACUAUUUUAUGGCCUUCUCUCUGGCCUACAAGUAUACAGAACCCGAAAUGAAAUGAUGUCUGCUCUCCCAUGCAUUGAUGAAGGAGCUGUGUCAUUAGAUGGUGGAAUGAUCAAGAAAAAUGGAAUGUUUGUUCUUGGUAGUAGGAAAGAUGUAGAAGUGAAGUUUGGUAUAGUUUCGGGAAGAAGUGGUGUGGUUCCUCCAAAUUAUAGUCAAGUUGAAGAAGUGGUGAGGAGGCUGAAAUGGGAAAGCACCAAGCUUGCUGAAGACAUACAAAGAGAGCAGCAACUAUUGGACCAUUUGAAGGCCAAGUCCGCAAACAAAGUAGCUUGAAAAACUCUUGUUUAUUACAUAGAGCUGUUUAUUUGAGCUACGUGGUUGCAUAUAACCACAUCCAGUUGUGUGUGCAUUAGCAGUUAAGUUUACCGCAUGAUGAUUUUGUAUUUAGAUUCUCUUUUUGAAUGUUGUACUAACAUUUGCUAAUGAACCAACACCUGACUUUUUGACCA